Messenger RNA from Pollicipes pollicipes, 1777 nucleotides. It is a transcript of the gene TfIIFbeta, whose product is annotated as transcription factor TFIIFbeta. Gene Ontology annotation, biological process: transcription by RNA polymerase II; transcription initiation at RNA polymerase II promoter. NCBI's taxonomy places the organism in Eukaryota, Metazoa, Arthropoda, Thecostraca, Pollicipedomorpha, Pollicipedidae. The transcript has 8 exons. The coding region runs from base 87 to 848 and encodes 253 amino acids. Gene Ontology annotation, cellular component: transcription factor TFIIF complex. The record is from RefSeq and is a predicted model, not a curated record.
CAGGUGCACGUCUCGCCCCACGUGUGAAGGAACGGAACGCCUGCGCGGGUUGGCGGCGAGGAACAGUGGGGGCUCCAGCGAUUGCAAUGGCCACCCAAAUACAGGAAGCAGAGUUGGAUUGCACAAAUGCUGCCAGGGGCGUCUGGCUGGUCAAGGUUCCAAAAUACAUCUCCCAGAGGUGGGAUAAGGCGCCCGGAAAUAUCGAAGUCGGAAAACUGCGAAUUGCAAGGACGCCAGCGCGUAAGCUGGACGUCUCGUUCUCGCUCAGCGAGGCGGUGAUGGCCAUGGAGAAAUCGGAGACGAUUCCGAAAGACCACAAGUUCGUGAUCAGCAACGUCAACAACCAGACCCUGGGUGUCUUCUCACAAACCGUCCCGCCAGCAAACAGCAACGCCGUGGUGCCAGAGACGGAGAAGUUGACUAUGGAGGGCAAGGUCAUCCAGAGGGCGGAGUGCCGACCGAUCGGAAACGAGACGUACAUGCGUCUGAAGUUGGAGGGGUUCCGCAAGUCUGCUGUGCCGACCCGCAUGGCCAAGCGACUGGACGACGUGGUGCACGUCAAGCCGGUGGCCAACCAUCGCUACAACAUGGAGUUUGUCCAGCGUAAGAAGUCCGAGGGCAAAAAGGUGCGGGACGACAAGGACAAGGUGCUGAACGUGCUGUUCGCCGCAUUCGAGAAGCACCAGUACUACAACAUCCGUGACCUGGCCACCAUCAGCCGUCAGCCUGUGACGUACCUGAAGGAAAUCCUCAACGAGGUCUGCAAUUACAACCUGAAGAACCCCCACCGUAACAUGUACGAACUGAAGCCCGAGUAUCGGCACUACAAGGAGGACGAGAAGGAAUGAGGCGCCGUCUCCUACUCCCGCGCUCCGUACUGCUAGUGUCUAGUACUAGCUCUGCGUGGGCGACAGAGGCUCGGGCGUCGCCCCACCCUCCCCCCAGUUCCUCCGCCUGCGUUGAUGGUGGGCGUUAGUUCUGAUACCGAUGGGUAGCGCCGGACGAGGCGUGUGCUUGCAGCGGUCCGAUGGGCGACCAUGCCGAGCGUCCCGUGUCAGCCCCACGUGACCCCUCUGCGCGGCAGGACUGCGUCCGCCUUCGGGAACGGUCGCAGCACAAGCGUCGGUCGGGGGACCGGUGGCGGCGCCGGUCGCGGUCGGCCAUGUGACCGGCACUAGCCCAGUCAGGCGGCGGCGGCCUGCUGGAGGCGACCGUCUGCAGUCCGGUCAUGUGCAAACCGAGCAGCGCAUGUGUACCGGCCCAUCCACGUGCCUUGUUUUGUACGGCGGCGGUGGGGUUGCCGUGUGGCGGGAGCUCGCGGGCGCCGGCGCCCCGGCCGCGGGCCCGGCACGCGUCAGGCGGGUAGACGGUCUGUCGGCGGACGGGCCGCGGUCGGCUGCUGCCGCCCACCGUCCCUGGUGUGAUGGCGUCUCUUUCUGUCUCUCGGUAUGGGGUGUGGCCGCGGCCGCCGCAGGGUGAGGGGAUGGGUGCUGGUGCGUGGUGGCCUGUCCUCUGUGAUAGCUCCGCAGGCGCGUAUCUGUGAUGGUGACUGGUUGGCCGCGUUGCGACGGCUGGGCUUCCGUCAGAUUAGCUACUAUCAUGGUUACCGAAAUGCAUAUCUGUGAUGAUAGAGAAUGAAAACCCGGCUGCACUACGUCAGAGACCGUCAGCUGAUUGGUAAUUGGCUAAGCUGUGGACUCGUCAACUGGAAAGUGAUGUCGUUGGAGGCCUGCAUAUUUUAACCAUGUGGAUGACCUGAAAUACAUUUGGAACAAAU